AUGGCAGACAGUUCAGAAGAAGAAGAAGCUGUAGCUACCUUAAUAGUCAUUAAAAGUAUAAGGAAAAAGAGACGAAGAAAAUCGCCAUUUUCUUGGGUUCGUCAAAUUUAUAGAGAAAGAGAAUUGAAAGGAGUGUAUAAUCAACUGCUUCAAGAAAUGAAAUUGCACGAUAGAGAAUUUUACUUUAGAUUUCUUCGAAUAUCUCCUGAUAGAUUCGAACAUUUAUUGUCUCUGGUAGGUCCAUCAAUCCAAAAAAGAGACACAAAUUUUCGAAAUUCAAUUCCUGCAGCUGAACGCUUGGCUCUUACUUUACGUUAUCUUGCCUCAGGAGAUUCUCAACAAUCUCUGUUAUUCAACUUUCGCAUUAGCGCGAGUGCUAUUUCACGAAUUCUGUCUGAAACAGCUGCAGCAAUUUGGGAGAACCUAAGCGAAUAUGUAAGACCCCCUAUGUCCAAAGAAGAGUGGUUAAGAAUCGAAAAUGAAUUCGACACGUGGAAUUUCACACAUUGUAUAGGGGCAAUCGAUGGGAAACAUAUUGCCAUGGAAAACCCUCCCAAUUCAGGAUCGCUCUAUUACAAUUACAAGGGGUUCUACAGCAUCAUACUGUUAGCAGUCUGUGAUGCUAAGUACAACUUCAUUCUCGUAGAUGUAGGACAAUAUGGAAGUAACAACGACUGUGGUGUCUUAUCAAAGAGUCAAAUUGGAAUGCAACUGGAAAAUCAAUCCCUUCAAAUCCCACCACCUACGUCACUAGCUGGAUGUAAAUUUGACCCAUUACCUUAUUUUCUAGUUGGAGAUGAAGCUUUCCCCUUAAAGAAAAAUAUGAUGCGCCCAUAUCCUGGCAAGCUGAAGGAGCCUGAGAGAGUAUAUAAAAAAGCAUCGGUAAGAAAUGUUGAAAAUUUUACGCUCGGAGCAAUUGCUUUACACAAUUACUUACGCCAAACUGAAGCCGCAAUGUAUUGUCCAAAUGGUUUUGUCGAUAGCACAGACACGAAUGGGGAGAUUACGCCUGGGGAAUGGAGAAGACAGGUGGGGCAGAACGAAGGAUGUCUUUAUGACUUAUGUAAUGUACGGGGCUCCCGGCCAGAAAGAAGUGCUACAGAAAUGCGGGAAGCAAUCAAGGAUUUUGUGAAUAGUGAAGAGGGUGCUGUUGAAUGGCAGUACCGACAUGUAAGGCGUACAUAA
Molecule: messenger RNA, 1185 nt
Organism: Hydractinia symbiolongicarpus
Lineage: Eukaryota; Metazoa; Cnidaria; Hydrozoa; Anthoathecata; Hydractiniidae
Product: putative nuclease HARBI1
Exons: 2
Coding region: 1-1185 (394 amino acids)
Source: RefSeq, a predicted model, not a curated record